UUUCGUCUGAAGAAAAAUCAUUGUUUCCAACAAAAAAAAAUCUAAUUACUUUGAAAUUAUUAUUAUUUUCUCGGUUUUUUGUCUACUAUCAUGGGUCUAACUCCAAACAACAAUAAACAAUUUGAUCAAGGUCAAUUGGAAGAAAUAUUUCAAAUUUUCGAUACAAAAGGUGAUUAUUGUAUUGAUAUUGAUCAAAUUGGUGAAGUAUUACGUGCAAUGGGACAAAAUCCAACCGAAUCCGAUAUAAAUCGUUGUUGUGAACCAUUACGUUCACAACAAAAAGAUCAACGUAUAACAUUCGAAAUUUUUAUGCCAAUUUAUCAACAAAUCGCUAAAAAUAAAGAUCGUUAUUCAUUUGAUGAUAUUGUUGAAGGUUUACGACAUUUUGAUACUGAUGGAUCCGGUACAAUUGGUUCGGCUGAUCUUCGUCAUCUACUAACGGCAUUAGGUGAAAAACUAACCGAAGAUGAAGUUGAACAAUUAAUCGAUUCAACAAUGAUCGAUGAUGAAGGACGAAUCAAUUAUGAAACAUUUGUUAAAGCUAUUAUGAAUGGUUAACUUGAAUUUGUUUCCUCUUAAAGUAUACCUGCUGCCAAUUUCUUUUUUUUAUCAUUCUUAUUUUUUACCACAAGUUUUUUUAUAAACCGAUCACAAUUGUUUUUCCAAUAAAAAAACAAAUCUAUUGUUAUUCAA
This is a messenger RNA of Dermatophagoides pteronyssinus (European house dust mite), 693 nucleotides long. Its product is annotated as myosin-2 essential light chain-like. The record is from RefSeq and is a predicted model, not a curated record. Gene Ontology annotation, molecular function: calcium ion binding. Gene Ontology annotation, cellular component: myosin II complex. Lineage: Eukaryota; Metazoa; Arthropoda; Arachnida; Sarcoptiformes; Pyroglyphidae.